This is a messenger RNA of Lucilia cuprina (Australian sheep blowfly), 5782 nucleotides long. RefSeq names its product cold shock domain-containing protein E1 (gene Unr). Gene Ontology annotation, molecular function: nucleic acid binding. The record is from RefSeq and is a predicted model, not a curated record. The coding region runs from base 1513 to 4626 and encodes 1037 amino acids. NCBI's taxonomy places the organism in Eukaryota, Metazoa, Arthropoda, Insecta, Diptera, Calliphoridae. The transcript has 12 exons.
AUAUUAAAAUCCUAAAAGUGAAUGAAUGCAAAUAAAAAAGUCUUAGAAAAUAAUCUUAAAAUUUCUUAAAAAAAGUUAUUAAAAAAACAUUAAAAAAAAACAAAUUCAAAGAAAGAUUUAAACAUCUCUGUGAUAAUUAUUGUAAAUUUAUAAACUUAUUAAUUAAUGGAAUCUUUAGAAAUGCAAAUUUAAUACAAAAAAGAAAAAGAAACAAAACUUCUUAUAUAAAUUAAAAAAAAGGAAAAUAUUUAACCAUACGAAGCUAAAAAUAUAAUAAUAGAAAAAAAAAAAAAACAAAAGAACAUAAGCCUAAAAAAUUAACUUAGAUUAUUAAGAGAAAAACAGAAAAUAAUAAUAAUAAAAAAAAACAAAAAUACAAGAUAAUGAAACAUUGAAACAAAUUCGUGAUAUCUUAAAGGACUUCGAUACAUAUACUAUAGUAUAUAUUAUAUAUUAAAAUAAUGAAUAAUUAAUUAAUUAAUAAAAACAAAAAAAUAAAACAAAUAAUAUAAAAAUAAAACAAAAUAUAUUAUAAACUAUAAGUUUUAAGCUUAUAAGUAAUAAACUAAAAAAAAAACAAAAACAAUUGGAAAUUAUUAAAUACUAAACAAAAACAUACAAGAAAUCCCUUAGUCUAAUUCAAGACUUAAAUAAUGUAAUUUUAAAAAUUAAAUAAAAAAGAGAAAAAAAACAAUAUUAUAAUUAUAUUAACCUUCUUAUAUAAUUAUAUUAAAAUUAAAAACCCUCAAGUGUUUUUUAAACACAGACCACGCCAAAAAUCUAAAUUUAAAACAACAACAACAACAAAAACAAUAAACUUAUGAAAAUUUUAAAAAGAGUAAUUCUACAAUUCUCAAAUUUUACUUCAAGUAUUUAAAACAAAAAAGAACUUGCAUCUGAUCCCAAAGAUUUAUUUUUCCAAAACUGUGUUUUUAAUUUCAAAAAUAAUAUAAUAAUAAUAAUAUUUAUAAAAAAAAUAUAUAACUCAACCUAAUAAAACUAAUUUAUAAUACCAAGCAAUAUUAUUGAAAAACAAAAAGAAAAUAUAAAACUAGUUUAGAACACAAACAAACAAGUUCCAAUUUAAAAGUAAUUUUAAAAAGACUUAUAAAAAACCGCCGUAAACGCGUUAAGAAUUUCACGCAUUUCUCAAUCGCCAUUUAACAAAAAAAAUUCAAUUUCGUCUCUAAACUUCUGUGGACAUUUCAUUUUGAAUAUUCUUAAUAAAAGUGUAAUUCAGUGCCUCUCAUUAUAAAUAAAAACAAAAAUAUAAAAACAAAUUUAAAUACUAAUAAAAAAAAGAGAAAACAGAAUUAAAAAAUAAAAUAAAUGAAACAAUAAAAACAAACCCAGUGUAUUUGUGUGUGCAAUCAUCCCUAUCGACCCAUUUUAAAUCAAACAAUUUAGCAGUUUUAAUUUCAACAACAGCCGGUAAUUUUUAUUCUUCAUCCUCCUCCUUACUUUUCUUCUAUUAUAUUCCUAUUGGGUUUGUUAGCUGAUUUCUUGGUCAGUAUGAACACUCAGUCGAAAGGAUAUCGCACAGGGGAAGAAAUCUAUGAUAACUUACCCUGUGAUGGAUUUUUCAACAUGAAUGCCAUGCGUAAUUUGAAUAUUUCGAAUAAUUUCCCCCCAAUCGGCACGUUUUCUUUGGAAGCUUUGGGUCCGCAAACUCCUCAAUCUCAAUCUCAACCCCAGCAUCAUCACCAGCAACAACAACAGCAGCAGCAGCAACAUCAUCAUCAUCAACAGCAGGGACCACCACCAAUGACUCAACAUCGUACCAUUGGUAUGUUCGAUGCUAAUGAGGUACCGGAAGUUAUACAAAAUCCGGCAACUAUAGGGGUCUUUCAAUCGAAUAGUGUUUUGACCAAUGGUAGUGGUAACAAUUCCAACUCAAUCUUUGGUUCUCAAUCGAACUCAUCUUCUUCGGCUGCCAACGAUCCGAAUCAGGCAACUCGUGAGACUGGUAUAAUCGAAAAACUAUUGCAUUCUUAUGGAUUCAUUCAAUGCUGUGAGCGUCAAGCUCGUUUGUUUUUCCAUUUUUCUCAAUUCAGUGGCAACAUUGAUCAUUUAAAAAUCGGUGAUCCAGUUGAAUUCGAAAUGACAUAUGAUCGUCGUACUGGAAAGCCAAUUGCUAGUCAAGUUUCGAAAAUUGCACCAGAAGUUGUUCUUUCUGAGGAGCGUGUUACUGGUACGGUUACAACUGAAUUACGCGUUGAUAGUUCCAAUAAUUUAUUGUCAUCAAGUGAAACUACUGGACGCAUUAGUUACGAGAAUCGUGGUGAAUGUUUUUUCUUGCCCUAUACCAAAGAUGAUGUUGAGGGCAAUGUCAACUUGAGAGCCGGUGAUAAAGUCAGCUUUCAGAUUGCAACCAACCAAAGAGGAAACUUGGGAGCUUGCCAUAUUCGUUUGGAAAAUCCAGCACAACCAGUUAAAUACCGUGGUGUUGUUUGUUCAAUGAAGGAAUCAUUUGGGUUCAUUGAACGUGCUGAUGUUGUUAAAGAAAUUUUCUUUCACUUCUCCGAAGCGGAGGGCAAUGUUGAAUUACGUCCUGGUGAUGAUGUCGAAUUCACUAUUCAAACACGUAGUGGACGUGAGUUUGCAUGCAACAUUACUCGUUUGCCACCUGGUUCGGUAAUAUUUGAAGAUGUGGAUACCACUAUUUACAAGGGACAAGUGUUGAAGCCCUUAGAUCGUAAUAAUCCUGCUAGGCAAACGAAUGAUCCUUUGCCAGGCCGCAUACGCUAUAGAGCACCAGACUAUUCAGAAGUUGAGGUACCAUUUGGCGACAAAGACCAAAAGGGAGAUUUUACAUUGCGCCAUGGAGAUUGGGUUCAAUUUUUAUUGGCCACAGAUCGACGCGAUCAAUUGCAACGUGCCACAUCAAUUUCUUUGCUUGAUGAAACUUUUAAAGUAUCGGGCGAAAAGCGUGAACAAGGUGUUAUAUCCUCUUUGAAAGAAGGUUUUGGUUUCAUACGAUGCGUUGAACGUAAUGUUCGUAUAUUUUUCCACUACACCGAAAUUUUGGACACGAGCCGUGAAAUUGCUCUAAAUGAUGAGGUUGAAUUUACUGUGGUUCAAGAGCAAGGUGUCCCAUAUAAUACAUCACGUUUGCAUGGCAUACGUAUUAAGCAUUUACCAACCGGUACUGUGCAAUUUGAAACAUUAAUGGCCAGCAAUAUUGAGGGUUACAUUACCCGUGAAGCUCCCAAGAGCCCAGUAAAAUCUCAAGAUCGCGUUGAGGGCGGUGUUAUUACCUACGAGCAUGGCGAACUUAAAAAGACUAUUAUGUAUUUCCUUAAAGACUGCGAAAAACCACCAAGAAUCGGAGAUCGUGUGCGUUUUGAUAUUUAUUUGGUAAAAAGAAAUAAAGAAUUGAUUGCUGUAAAUGUACAAAAUUUGCAUAAUGCAUUGCAACCAGGAAUGCAAACAUUGCAUCAGGCGCAAUUAACAACUCAACAGCAGCAGCAGCAACAGCCACAACUUCUUCAGCAACAACCUUUACAACAAAUGGCAACUAAUACAACGAAUCCACAACAACCAUUAACAACAGCAACAUCACAACAUCAUCUUCAUAUCCACAAUCCAAAUAACGAUCCAGCAAUUAUUCACACCAAUGGCAUUAUUAAUGCUGUAAGUGGAGUGGGAGUUGGAGUAGGCGGCAUGAUAAUGCCCCAGAAUGGCUACUUAACCAUGGGAAAUAAUCAAAUGAUGACUCCAACAACACCAAAGAUAGAAGAUUUUAAUAAAUUGGAAAAUAAUAAUUCAAUGUCAAACUCUGAAACCGGUCAAGUUGUUUAUCGCGGCUUCAUCGCCGUAAUCAAGGAGAAUUUUGGUUUCAUUGAAACCUUGUCGCAUGAUGAAGAAGUCUUCUUUCAUUUCAGCAACUAUGUCGGCAAUCCCAAUUGGUUGGAACUGGGCCAAGAGGUCGAAUACACUUUGUCGCCCAACGGCAAUACGUCUGUGUCGGGCAAUUGCUUGCCAGCCGAAAAUGUACGCACUUUAGCCAAGGGCUCUAUACCACAGCCGGCUGUGUUAGAGGGAGUCCACAAUGGGGUUGUAGCUCGUCCUUUACGCUGCAUUAAUCCCGACCAGCAAGAGUAUGCUGGUCUCAUUGAAGUCUUGGAUGAGACUCGAAGCCAAGUGUUGUCACAACAUGAAUUCGGCAUCACUAGUUUGGUUAACAAACGUGAUUUGUUACAGAAGGGUGACUUGGUCAGUUUCAAAAUCGAUGAAACUGGUCGUGCAGCUGACAUCACAGCCGUUCGUCAAAAGAAGCGUGCCACCGUUGAUUCCAUUAAAGGUCAAUUUGGUUUUCUCAACUAUGAAAUUGAAGAUGGUAAGAAACUUUUCUUCCACAUGUCUGAAGUACAAGGUAAUGCUGUAUCUUUACAUCCCGGUGACACUGUUGAGUUCUCUGUUGUUACAAACCAGCGUAAUGGCAAAUCUUCGGCUUGCAAUGUUUUAAAAAUAAACGAUCGUCCUGACCGUUUGAUCUCUCGUCUAAAAUUAACCGAUGAUACAUUGCCACGUUUGAUUGUUAUUAGAGCUCCAAAAGGCCCACAGGGAAAAGGUUUCUCGCCUCAAGCAAGAUUACAAAAAAUUCCAGGUAUAUUGGUUGAGUAAAUGUCAUCAAAGAACAAAUAAAAGGCAAAGAAGGGAGGGAUUUAAUGACUGAAGAGUAGUUGCCGCAAACAAUGAAUGAAUGAAUUAAACUAGAGAGAGGGAGCCAUUUGGAAGAAGUUAAACAAUACCAACAACAACAAAUAAAACAUAAACUGCUAUAAUCUGAUAAAUAAAAAAGAAUCACUGCUAAACAUAAUACAAGUAUAAACAAAAAUAAAAUAAAUCUAUUUAUAUCCUAUUCAACAGUUAUUUAUGCAAUUAAAACCGAGGGAGAAACAAAAAUUAAAUUUUAAUAAUUGAAGAUAAAGAAUUAUGUAGAAGAAACUCAUACUCGUACACACACACACACUUACACACACAAAACACAUUUCUUACAUUAACUUUCCAUAUAUGAAGUAUAAAAAAAAGUAAUAAAAUGAUGAACAAAAACAAAAUAUUGAACAGAAUUGAGUAUUUAUUAUUAAUAUGCAUAAGAAAAAUUACAAUAAAUAAAAAAAUAAAAAAAUAUUAUAUACAUUUAAUGAAAAAACAAACAAACAAAUAAACAGAAAACAAUUACAAUUUAAAAACGUAACGAAACAUUAUCUAUAUUCUAAACGAUACAAAUUAAAACAACAAAAAACAUUAAAGAACAAAACUUAUGAACAUCGAUAUGAUACCAUACGAUACAAUUUUUAUAAUAUAUAGAUGAUUAAAUAUAUUAACUCUUAUUUUUUUCUUUUUUAAUUUAUUUCCGUUUUUUUCGUUACUUUUCCUUUAAAACUUAAAACAAAAUAAAAAAAACUACACACAACAACUAUACUAUUAACUCAAUAAUAUAAAUACAGCAACAACAAUACACAUAUAAUAAAAGAAAAAUGCAAUGAAAGUACAGAAGAUUGAUGAUUAUGAUGAGGGCGAAAGAUGGCACAGAGUGGCACACUCAUAACCUUCAUUCUAAAAUAUUAUGUUUUUUUUAUUCUAUGAAAACAAAUCUUUUUAAAAUACUAAAAUAAACCAAAACAACUACUCUCUAACAGAAAACAAAAAUACUAACAAUAUAAAAAUAAAACAAAAUGGCAGCAUUAAAAACAAAUAAAAAAGAACAAUUGAAACUUACAAAAAUACAAAAAAAUUAACAUUCGCAAUAUACAGACAUAGAUAACACAUACUUAAA